This is a messenger RNA of Chara braunii, 1241 nucleotides long. Lineage: Eukaryota; Viridiplantae; Streptophyta; Charophyceae; Charales; Characeae. The record is from the annotation of a GenBank genome assembly.
CGUGCGCAGUGCCGUGUGGGAGGGAAGAGCAGUGGGGUCAUCUUCGGUGGCGGUCGCAAGCGUUAUCCGUGAGAGGCGAAAGGGCGACGAGGAUGGACGUUCGCGGCGGCGGCCCUGAGUUGCGUGAAGAAGAGAGGGAGGCGGUGGCGAUGGCGGUGACUGUCUUGGUCCUUAACUCGGUGGGCAACAUGUCAUCCACGGAAAGCCAGAAGCGUUCCCAGUUGCGGAAACACAGAGCAUUGUUGCAACGCGUCGUCGAAGUGUCGGAUUGCAUGGCGACGUCUGAAGCGGUCCUGGAGUUGUGCGUGACGCUCUACUCCGGCGUCUUCCCGCGGGAAACGCCGCGAUGGUGGAUCAAACGAAGGACUGGCGGAACUUGGAAGGAUCUCUGGCUGUAUGACGACGCGACGAAAGACUACUUCCGCGACAAGUUGCGUAUAUCCAGGGUUGUCUUCAUGCAGAUCGUUGUCUCAUGUGCCGCUCACGUCGAGAAGAAGGUCACACAUUACAGGAUGCCAUUGCCUGCGGAGGAGGCGUACCCCGAAUCCAUCAAGUGGCCUGUUGGGAGAAGGGCUCCGGAAUCCCUAACUGCUUCGGCGCAAUCGACUGCAAACACGUGUACAAUGUACAUUGACAAGCCCGCCAGCUCGCCGUCAGAUAACUACUACGACCGCGAACAGAAGUUCUCCAUUCAAGCGGAGGUGGUAGUCGAUUUGGAUCUGCUUAUCCUGGACAUCCACGGCGGAUACCCGGGAAGUGUGCACGAGAUCCGUGUCCUACAGAACUCCUAUUUGUGGAGGCGUGCAGAAAGCGGCGAGCUUCUCGACGCCCCUCCGGAGAAUCUGCCACACGGUGUUGUCACAUGAGGUUACCUUCUCGGCGAUAACGGGUACCCCGUUGCCUGUCCAUGGAUCGUCCAGCCGUACGAAGGAAUCGAGCAACGUCUUGACGAGGAACGUUUCAACACGCUGAAGAAGGUGGCGCGGGGGUGUGUGGAGAGGGCGCUCGGGCGGUUGAAGUGCAUGUGGCGUCUAUUCUUGUGCACCCACAAAACGAACUUGGAGACCUUGCCGCAUCAAUUCGUCGCCGUAUGCACUCUCCACAACAUCCUCGUGGACGCGGGGAUCGAGUUCAACGAGAACCUGCUGUGGGAGGUGGAUGAAAACGGCGUCUGGUGUAGAGUGGACUUGGGUAUGGUGGGAAACGGUGGGGGCGGAAGGCAACAAAGCACGAACGUCGAC